Protopolystoma xenopodis is the source of this 270-nucleotide messenger RNA. Lineage: Eukaryota; Metazoa; Platyhelminthes; Monogenea; Polystomatidea; Polystomatidae. The record is from the annotation of a GenBank genome assembly.
AUGGGGACGUUAGUGACUGAUAACCUUUUGAACGCCACCGGAUCCUCCACAACAGCCUCAUCCUCUUUUUCCUGGUCUUUCUACGCCCUCUUGCUAACCAAGUUUACCCUCUACACUGUCUUCACGUAUACUAUGUUCGUUUCUGUGAUGGCCUUCCAUGCCCGUAUCAGUGACCCUUUGAUCGGGGGAACAUACAUGACGUUAUUGAAUACUGCUUCCAAUUUGGGUGAGAGCCUUCUCCUUUUUCGUAUUAGUCUUUCUUGGGUUUAA